This is a messenger RNA of Hydra vulgaris (swiftwater hydra), 2290 nucleotides long. RefSeq names its product ubiquitin-like modifier-activating enzyme ATG7. Gene Ontology annotation, molecular function: Atg12 activating enzyme activity; Atg8 activating enzyme activity. Gene Ontology annotation, cellular component: cytoplasm; phagophore assembly site. Gene Ontology annotation, biological process: autophagosome assembly; autophagy of mitochondrion; cellular response to nitrogen starvation. The record is from RefSeq and is a predicted model, not a curated record. NCBI's taxonomy places the organism in Eukaryota, Metazoa, Cnidaria, Hydrozoa, Anthoathecata, Hydridae.
GCGGUGGUUUCUUUUUUUUAGAUAAAGUAUUUUUAUACACAUAAAGUUAUUUUUUUUAUAUUGGACUUAUAAUGUCUACAACUCUCCAAUAUGUGGCUUUCUCAAGUGCUGUUAAUGUUAGUUUUUGGCACGAGCUUAGUAAGCACAAACUUGAGGAAUAUAAACUUGAUGAUACAGCUAAAGAUAUUAUUGGAUCUUUUGUGAAUAAUGAUCGAGAUGGUCUUACUUGCAGAUUAAAUAUAGAGUUUUCAGCUUUUAACAGCAAAUCUGAUUAUCAUGUCCCUCACUCUUUCUAUUGUCCAGGUUUAUUAAUAAACAAAAACACUGUUGAAGAUUUUAAAGCCUGUGACAAAAAAGCUUUGCUUAAGGACGUUGCUAAACAGAUCAUUGAAGAUAUCAAAUCUGGUGUUGCAUUUGAAAACACUAGUUUGCUUAAUAGAUUUUUGGUCCUGACAUUUGCUGAUUUAAAAAGGUACGAUUUUUAUUAUUGGUUUGCUUUUCCUGCACUUAAUAUUAAAGAACAUAUCAAUAUUGUCUCUAUCAAUCCCAUUACUGCAAUCUAUAAUGAAACUGAGAUUUAUUCAUUGGAAAAAGCAUAUGAUUCUUUGAGAGACAGAGUUGGACAUGAUCCAUUUGCAUUUAUUUUGAAAAAAGUAGGAACAGAGUUUGAAUCAGGUUUACUAUCGGAUUGGGAUCAAUUUUAUGAUGGACCUGUAAAUGUUGUCCUUGGUUUUUCAGACCCAUCUACAAUGAGUGAAAAUCCAGGGUGGCCAUUACGUAAUCUGCUCACUUGCAUAUCUUAUCAAAAAAAAUCUUCUAUUAAUCAUUUGUCUGUGAUUUGCUACCGUGAUAGAUUCAACAAUGGGAAACGUGAAAUUAAACACAGCUUGUUUCUUGAGAUAGAUAACUUGCCAGAAAUUGAAUUAGAAGAGAAUAAUGUUGUUGGUUGGGAAAAAAAUCAACGAGGUAAAAUGGGUCCACGAAUGGUAAAUCUCAGCGCUACUAUGGAUCCUCUAAAAUUAGCAGAAUCAGCUGUAGAUUUAAAUUUAAAAUUGAUGCGUUGGAGGUUGGUACCUGACUUGGAUUUAGAUAAAAUAAAGUCAACAAAGUGUUUGCUUUUAGGAUCAGGAACUUUGGGCUGCAAUGUUGCAAGAUCUUUAUUGGGAUGGGGCAUACAAAAGAUAACAUUUGUUGAUAAUUCAAGAGUUUCUUUCUCAAAUCCUGUUCGUCAGACUCUUUUCCAGUUUGAGGAUUGUUUAAAUGGUGGAAAGGUUAAAGCACAAGCUGCAGCAGAAUCUUUAAAAAGAAUUUUUCCUGGAGUGGAUGCAACUGGUGUUUAUUUAAAUAUACCAAUGCCUGGUCAUGCAAUCAGUGUGAAAGAUGAAAGAUCUAUUCAAAAUGAUGUUGCAACUCUGGAAGAAUUAAUUUCUCAGCAUGAUGCUGUAUUUCUUCUCAUGGACUCACGAGAAAGUAGGUGGCUUCCAUCAGUUAUUGCUGCUUCCAAAAGAAAGAUAUUGAUCAAUGCUGCAUUGGGUUUUGAUACAUUUUUAGUGAUGAGACAUGGAAAUCAACAAUUAGUUUUGGAAAAUUUUGAAGAGAUUAAUUCAAAAACUGUUAGAAUUCCUGGUCAUCAAUUAGGAUGUUAUUUUUGCAAUGAUGUUGUGGCUCCUGGGAAUUCUACUAUAGACCGCACACUUGAUCAACAGUGUACUGUAUCUCGACCAGGUGUAUCAAUGAUGGCUAGUGCAUCAGCUGUGGAGUUAUUAAUUUCUUUGCUCCAACAUCCUUUAGGUAAUUUGGCCCCAGCUGAAACCAGUGCCAAUGAAAACCAUUUAGAAGCAGAGUUUGAAACACCUAUUGGUAUAAUUCCACAUCAAAUACGUUGUUUUUUAUCUCGUUUCCAUAUUGUAUUACCAGCAUGUCGUGCUUUUGAUAAAUGUACCUGUUGUUCUCCUUUAGUUUUAAAAGCUUACGAGGAGGAUGGGUUCUCUUUUUUGCACAAAGUAUUUAAUUUACCAACCUUUCUAGAAGAUUUAACGGGCUUAACAGAGUUUCGUAAUGCUAUAAAUGACUCAGAAAUUGAACAACUUGUUGAUACUGAUGACGAAAAUAAUCUAGUCGAGAAUUGAUUCCUAUAUUUGAUUCUUCUUGAUAGAUAUGGUUCUUUGAUGAUGACGAAAUUUAAAUAUUUGCAAGAAUCUAUUGAAGAUAAGCAGCUAUUUUUCGACGUCACGACAUGUGCAACAAUACAUUCUACCUUUUUUAUGAAAAUAAUAAGUGAAAGAUUUUA